UGUUUGCACGGCUGAUCUUUGAGGACAUGGUGGUGGAUCAGCAGCCAGUCAAGACAGCAAGAUAACAUCACAACACCAGACACCAGUAUUGCAACAACUGGGACUAAAACGGCAAUAAAUGUGUGCAGCGAGGAUCGCAGCUAAAUGUGGAUUUAUGUGGCAAACCAGCGAUAGGGAAGCAGAUCCUGAUUUAUCACUGUGUUUUGGAAAGAAGACCUAAGGUGGAGCUCUACUGGAACCGUCCUGCCUCCCGGCUAGCCCGCUAACAUGCAACUUUGUGUGUGAAUUUGCACCAAAGCAGGACUAUUUGGACUUACCGAGCUGGAAUUUGCACGGACUCCCACCGUCCCUGUCGGUUUCGCAUCUACCCAUGCAGUUAAAGUCAUGCUGGCCUUUCGUCUUGCAGACAUAGCGGGUUAGCUAGCUAGCUAGCUAGCUCGUAGGCUCGUUGGCGCAGCUGGAAGCCGAACACACAGCGCUUUGGGCCGGCGUGAGCUUUAACGCCAUGCCGCUGGUUGAAAGUGGCCCAUUCGUAGUGCUGGCGUCAGCGAGCUAACGCUAGCUGAGCAUAGCAGGCCGCUUCAGGUCGUCGGUAGCAUUCCCUGGUAGGCUAAUUAGAUAAGUCACAACUCAAAGCGAGAAGCACCUUUAGCCUUGAUUCUUCACUGUGCUUACUUUUUUAUAAGCCCCAAAGGCUGGACUAGCUACGGUCAGGUAGCCUGCUAAUUAGCUAGUUAGUUCGUUAGCGAAUAACGUUAAUGCAAAGCCAUUUGUAGCGCCUGGUGUUGCUGUUGUUUACACUGUACUCGCGUGCAAAUCUCUGCCAGUUACAGUAAGCUUGAAAGAGUGUUAAAGUGUUGUGGAAAUGUCCUAUUUUUUCCGUAUCAAUCUGAGGUACGUUGUUUUGUUCGCGGAGUAAUUUGCACUAGCUAGCCAAAAACACAGCAGUACAGAUAAUAUCGCUAUCAAACAUCACUGUGGUUAAAUUUUCACAUAAGCAGCAUGAGAGACGUUAGCUUGUGUGGGAAUUAUUUAGGUUUUCACAUGUGUAGUAAGCCCAUGUAAACACGUCUGAGCGGUGAGAGGCUUUAGUUAGCAUUUAAUUACACGUUAUUACUAAAUAUCAUUCAGGUAAUCCUGUGUUGAUACCUGAAAUUCAGUUAUGCUAUCUAAAGCAGUCACUUUUAAGUUAUCUUUAAUGAAUUGUCUUUACACAGACACUACAAGACAUGACUGUUGUUGACCUCCUGGAGCAUAGCGAGACAUAUCAGCCAUUCAUUCAUGAUUGAUGACCUUUGAGGAAUCAGGCUGUCCUUUAUCCUUUUCCGCCUCCAGCUAAACCACUGCAUCAAACACUAACAGUCUUUGUGAUAGUAUUUAUUUCUAACCACUAAUGUAAACUAGCGAUACUGGUGUGAGUAUUUGCGUGUUAGUUUUAGCAGCACUUUCUUUGAAACAUCCCACUGACGCCUCACUGGACACUGCUGGCGUGGAUGGGAACAUGAGGAGCAUUUUGUCUGAUCUGAACCAGCAUCCGAGUAGCUUGAAGAUCUGAUCAAAGCACAACAGGAGCCCCAUAGUGUGGACUGAGAACUGAAGAGGAAAGAGAUGAUGAUGAUGAUGGUGGUGGUGGUUAUAAAAGCUGCCCAGUGACAGUGUUGAUCCCACACCCGGAAGCAGGAGUGUCACAAGGGUGCAGACAUGAGUCUCCGCCAGCCCACCUCCACACUGGACAGGCUCAGCAGUCUGACAAUCGGGGACUCGGAGCGCAAAUCCUCUGCCACCCAGCAGAGAGAGCCGCCGGCAGACGUCAUUGCUGAGAGUACAGGUCCUGGUCUUGUCCAGAGAUGUGUGGUCGUGCAAAAGGACCAGCUGGGUUUCGGCUUCACAGUGUGUGGAGAGAGAGUCAAGCUCGUGCAGAAUGUCAGACCAGGUGGUGCAGCAGUGAAGGCCGGGGUCCAAGAAGGGGACAGAAUCAUAAAGGUGAACGGCUCGUUGGUGUCCUCCAUGUCACAUCAGGAGGUGGUAAAGCUCAUAAAAUCUGGAACAUAUGUGGCUCUGACACUACAAGGACCACCUCCAUCAGCUGCCUCCUUGCCCUUGGAGCCCCUCCCCACUGACCUCACAACCAAUCAAAGGACGUCUCUGGGUGGGGAUGCCCCGCCCCCUCCGCCUCCACCUUUGCCCUCUGGACUCAGCAGCACACCCUCCCAAAGAAUCACAGGACCCAAACCACUACAGGACCCGGAAGUACAAAAACAUGCCACUCAGAUACUCAGGAAAAUGCUGGAGCAGGAAGAGGCGGAACUGCAGGGCUUGAUGGACGAGCAGUUGAGGAACCCGUCGCCAUCACUGGAGGAGCGGAUCGAAAGUGCCAAGAGAAGAGCUCACCAAGUCAGGGUCAAGAUUCAGCAGGAUCUGGAGGGAACACGAUCAGAAUCUGUCACAAGCUACGUCAUAGCAGGAGAAGGGCGACUAUCACUGGACUCCAGUGAAGGAGACAUGGAGGCCUUUGAGAGUCCCCACUCCUCCCCCUCAUUUUCCUUCAGGACCCCCCUACACCGACGGCAGAGCUCCGACACACACACCUUAUCCGAUUUGGGUGGAAAGGCUCAGAUCAUCGGCCCGGAGGAGGAGGAUGAAGAAGAUGACGGCUAUGCAUUUAAUGAGAUGGACGGUCCGUUCCAGGAUAUUGAGUUGUUGAAAUCACGACCAGCGCACAUGACGGUCUUCAUGAGAUACGUCUUCACCCAGCUUCUGGACCCAAACCCUCUGCUGUUUUACCUGUCAGUAGAGGCGUAUCUGGGCUCCAGUCCUAAAGACGCCCGCGCACUUGCACCUCAGAUCUGCUCCCAUUUCCUGGAUCCAGAUGCUCCCCUGAAAAUCAAAGUACGAGAGGAGUAUCUCACAGACAUAGAAAAUCGACUUCAUGCCCAAGAGGACAUCAGGGGGCCUCUGUCUGAGCUGCAGCAGCAAGUGCUGCCAGACAUCCAGUACCAGAUUCAAGACUACAGGAACAAGCAGAUGAUGGGUCUUGGCUCUCUGUUUGGAGAAGGAGACCUGCAGCACCUUGAUGGAGACCCAGUGAAAGAGAAACAAGUAGUGGACAGACAGGUCACCGCCCUCUGGGAGAUAUUAUCAAAGCAUGAAGAAGACAGAAGCUCUCCUCUGGCAUCAGCUGUACUGCUAUACCUUCGUCAUUCUGGCAUCAAGCUCAGAGACUCCAAAGUCUUCCCUGGUCUGAGUACAGAGAAGGAGAAGUGGCUCGCUUUCUUGAAGACGAAAAAGCUGAGCGGCACCAAGAAAGAAAAAGAUGGAGAGGAUAAAAAGAGAAAUCCCAUCCUGAAGUACAUCGGCAAACCCCGGGCCACAUCCCAGUCAACAUUCCAUGUCCCGUUGUCACCCACCGAAGUCCGUCCUGGCAGCGUGAGGAACAUCAUUCAGCAGUUUGAGAAUAACACGGACACGCCCGGAGAGGAGGGUGGUGACGCUGCAGACCCACAGAGGCUCUCCUCCAGCAGCCUGGGAGACGACAGCAUGGAGAGCCCUACGGUGUCAGUGCGUCUGGCACGUAGCGAGUCGCUGAAGGCUCAGGGGGAAGGCCGUCGGCGGGGCGUCGCCUCAGGGACUGAGUCUGUCCCUCGCUCUCGUAGCGACGUGGACAUGGAGGACUGUGGGGAGGAGAGGGAAGGGCCAGGCCUCAGGCCGCUGCAGCACAGCGCCUCAUCAUCGGCGUCCAGCAGCUCUGCUCGGUCUCUAGAGAACCCUACACCCCCAUACACCCCUCGGUCUAGACGCAGGAGCAUGGACUCACCGCUGGCCCUGCUGCCGGACGCUGCAGUGCUGGAGGACGAUGUGUGCGACGGUCAGAACUGGCAGGACACAGUUCCUCCUCAGCUCCUGGCAACGCUCAGCCCGAGAGAGGUGGACAGACAGGCUGUCAUAUAUGAGCUGUUCACCACUGAGGCAUCCCACCUGCGAACCUUACGGGUCCUGGACCAGGUUUUUUUCCAGAAGAUGAGAUCUGUGCUGAACUCUGAGGAGCUGGCAUGCAUCUUCCCGAACCUGCACCAGGUCUACGAACUCCACGCAAGUCUGUGUGAGGCAAUGAAGAAGCGAAGAGAAACUCCUAUUGUUCAGGACAUCGGGGAUGUGAUGCUGGCCAGGUUCGAAGGUGCAGCUGGAGACGAGUUUCAGGAAAAAGCGUCCCAGCUGUGCUGCCAGCAGUCUCAGGCUCGGGAGCUCAUCAAAAACAAACGGCGUAAAGACCCACGCUUUGCUCAUAUUAUCCAGGAGUGUGAGGCGAGUCCUCUCUGUCGGAGGCUGCAGCUUAAAGACCUUCUGGUGUCAGAGAUGCAGAGGCUCACCAAGUAUCCUCUGCUGCUGGACAACAUCAUCAAACACACAGAGGCUGCUUCAUCGGACCUCCCCUCACUUCAGCGUGCACAGGCUUGUUGCCGAGGGAUACUGCAAGCUGUCAAUGAGGACGUCAGGGAAACAGAACACCGGCAACGCCUCAGUCAGUACCAACGCAGACUGGAUGCUGCGCCUCAAUUCAAGAGUCUGGAUCUCACCACAAAGAGAAUGAUCCAUGAAGGUCCUCUCACCUGGAAGAUUAGCAAAGACAAGCAGAUCGAGAUCCAGGCGCUGCUGCUGUCAGACUGGCUGGUCCUCCUCCAGAGGGGCCCAGACGAUCGGCUGCAGCUGCGAUAUCCAUCCCGCUGGUUGGGGGGAGGCGGAGGAGGCAGUGGAGACAGCAAGACCUCCUUUAGCCCUCUGGUGAAGCUGGAUUCGCUGCUCGUUCGCCCAGUAGCUACAGACAACAAAGCCCUGUACGUCAUCAGCACCACAGAGAGGCAGAUCUAUGAACUGGUGGCUGGAACAUCGUCAGAGAAAAACACCUGGAAAGAUUUACUUGAAAAGACCAUCUCUUCUGCUGGUGGUUCAUCGCCUCUGAUCAAUCAUGGGUCAAUGCCUAUAUCCUCUCCCAGUAUGCGCAGUGCAUCCCCAGUCUCGACGGGCAGCAACGUCUAUGGAGACAACUCUAUGACGGAGCAGUCAGAUUCCAUGGAGACGCAUUCCUCCAAUGACGACGUCGCGCUCUCGGAUAACACGCCUACGGACCAAUCAGAAGCUUUCAUCUGCGGUGAGAGACAAGCAGUCGGUGUGGCAGAGGCCGCUUUACAAGACGUUGAAACACUACGGCAGCUCAUAUUACGAGAUUUUGAAGAGGACGGUUGGAGCCACGACUCGGACGAUACACCCACCAACGAGACGGCCAAUGAAAGAAGCUCAUUCACUGAAAGGCAGCGGCCGGAGUCUCUGGAGACUGUCCUCAACUUCAGCACCAAUGAAUGGGAGGCUGAGCCGGAAGAGGCUCUGCUCCCAGACGCUGGGCCGCCCAGUGUUCAGGUUGUGAGGAAAGCUAUGGUUGCGGGUUCUUCUUCUUCUGUCCCUGAUGGCAUCACUGAUGAUGUCACCCUCCCCUCCAAUCAAUCAUCCAAGUCAAGAGGCGAAGCCAAAGCGCAGGGGAACACUUUCUACUUGGUAAUGCCGACAGAGCAGGGGGAGACUGCCACUGACGAUCUCAACGACCCUCCCACCCCCACCGCCAGCCACUUCCCUCAGUCCCUGGAGGAAGCGAUGUCACCACAGCCAGAGGAGGAAGCGCCGGCCUGCGCUCCAGCGUCCAACCAAUCAGAGGCUAUGCAACCGGAGCAGGGAGAAGAAACGGGCCAGUCGCAGGCUGGGCAACAGAGUCACGUGAUCAAAAAUGUGGAUGAGAUUUUUCACACGAUUGAGGGGUUGAUGAACAAGUUGCGGCAGCUAAAGGAAAUAGAAAGUGCCCAUCACAAGCUCCUAGAAACCCUCAGAGAACCAUCCGUCUGUCAGGAGUCAGAGGACCAACUGUGUCGCUCUGCAACCGUCUCCAGGACGCCCUCUCUGGAACGUAGCUCAGUGGACGGCAAAGACGGCAGUCCGGCAGAUCCCAAAAUUCUGUCAACUGGAUUCUGAUGUCACUGCACAGUAGAUUUACUUGCAGUCACUCAAUCUGCACUGUUGGCAUACAGACAUACCAAUACAUACCUACUGUCAGACCUGGGCCUCCCCUCGCCCUUUGUUCCCCCUCACACCAACCAGUGGCGCAGAACCCUGGAAAGAUCAUCACAUUUAAUCUUUUAGUUUCUGUUGCCCUUGGAGACCAGGAAAGUGGUCAGACUCACCGAGGUUUCUGAGGUCAGCACAGCCUCUGACUUCUGCCGGAGCACGAGGGAGUCCAGGGAAACGGAGGAACAAGUAUGAAGGAUCAAAAAGACUGAAGACAAGUUGAAGAGAAAUGGAAAAAGUUGGAAGAACUGGAAAGUAUAAAAAUGACCAAGUUGGAUAUUUUGUGAAGGAACAUGACUUGUAUGUAGCUUUUAAGAGCUGGUUGAAGGAACGGAACAGAAAAGUGUUGAAAUGUUAAUUUAAGGAAAAAGAAAAAAAAAAAAACCCGAGGGACCCAUCACCCCAGCACUUUACCCACAAUGCAUCUCUCUGUCGUGUACGUCCUCUACAGCGGACAGAUCAGGGACUGGAGGAUUCAGGCGUCAUUUAAAGGGGGUGAUGCUUGAGCCAAGAUGGCCUAAGGGGGUCCCCUCCCCCCUCCACUGGUUGCUUUACACUGAUCUCACCUGCCACCUCGGCCGAAGGACUGUGUCUAUAUAAUUCAGGUUAUUUGCACUGGGUAAGGACAAAGUAUCACACACACACACGAGCAUCGUUUGACUGGCUCGUUCAUCUCAAACAUUCACUGUGGAAGAAAGCUCAUUUUUGCUCAUAUGCUUAAAGCCUCCUUUUAAGCUACAAGAAGGCCGUUCAUCGGUGCAACGUAUUGACCCUCACAAGGUUGAUUGUACAGUUUGACAUUUUGGAAACACUACUGCGCUGUUUACUACUGAGAAAUGCUGGCAGGUUUUAUUUAAAGCGCUGCUUCACAAGCGUAACAGGGAUUCAUAUACCAAGCUCAGCGGAUUCACGACAGCUGUUCUGAUCAUGUGAAGUUGCUUAGGUUCAACGUUUUGGGAAGCUUUGGGGAAAGAGUCAAAGACGGGCAAUGUUGAGCGUGAGGAAACGGCAAGUACACAUUCAAAUUUAGAAACUUGAAUUUUCAGUGAAAACCUGUUGGUUGCUCACACUGCUGCCAAAUACGGCACUGACAUUGCCUGUCUACACUUUAAGGUGAAACUGUGCAUCCCUCAGCCCUCUCCAGUGUGUCCUGUAAAUGUGUAGUGAAUUCCACGGUAGCUACUGUGAACCAGCAACUUCUCCCCACCUCUCAUCCAAUAAUCUUCCCAUGCAUAGUGUUUAUAUCUUCCUUGCCUACAUCCAAAGCCAUGAAGGGACUGCACUCUGUACCAAGUAGUUUUCCCAGUCAGACGUUCUGUUUAGCGGGAGAAAUGACAAGCUUUGAAAAAAAAAUUGGUCGAUUCUUUGGGAAAUGCGCUCGCUUUCUUGCCUUGCCAGCCGCUUAGCAGAGCUUAGCAUAACCGGACACUGAUCCUGUGCAAAAGAAGUGCAGUCCACCUGCCAGCACCUCUGAAGCUCAAUGUAAUUAACACUUCAUAUCGCGCUUGUUCCUGGAGUUGUCUGACAAACUCACAGCGAUGAGAAGACUCCAGGAUGCACGUAGCUCAGAAACAGUCCAACAUGUAGCUCCCUGAAAACUGUGGUUCUGUACGGACAAACCAAACAAGACAUAACUAUGGACUGUAUCAACAGUGGAAGUAGCAUCCAGAUGCAGAAGUGAUUGAGCAUUAUGUCUAAUGACCAGCAGGGGGCGACUCGUCUGGUUGCAAAAGAACAAAACCCACAGUGUACAGAAGACUAUAGGUACAUUGCUCAACUUCUUGCUUGAUUUAUUCGCUCAGUGAACAUUUUCCUGAAGAGUUAAUGGUCUCAAUCGCUAGUUUUAAGCCUCCUUCAAUACAAAAUGAUGUUUGCUUUGUGAAUUUUGGCCCCAUUUCGAGUGAAAUAGACAUUAAAGCAUGGGCUGCUUUAUAGUGUGGCUUGUUCAUCAUUGACAAGUCAUCCUCCAGUUCACAGUCAGAUCCACCCUUCGCUCGUCACUUCUGGCUUCAAAAAACAAACGCUGUCAACAAACCAACGUUUAGCGUCACUGUGGUUACGUCCAUCUAUGAUAAACAGUCUAUUGUUAUGACCUGAUUAUCUGUAGCUUCACAGGCAGGUGGAUUUUCUCACUUUCAGACAGAACCAGGCUUCUCUCCGUUUUGAGUCCUUAUGCUAAGCUAAGCUAAUUAGCUGCUGGCUGAAGCUCAAACUCUAAAGCACAGACAGGAGAGCGGCGUUGUGGUGUUCUCAUCAGACUUUGGCAUGAAAGCAAACGAGCAUAUUUCCCAGGAUGUUUUCCUCGAACUAUUUUUGCGUCAUAUGUAGGACUUUUAUUAUCUUCGACGUUCAGAAACGCCACCUUGGUUGAGGCAUGUGUAACCAGCAAAUAACAACACUGAAGCCAAGUGCUUUUCUCUUUUUUUUUUCUUCUCAAACUACACAUGACUGGUACUAACGCUAAUAGAGGAAGAAAAUGUGUAUUUAAACUGUUACAAGUAAAUAACUUCUUUUUGAGAAGUUCUUUAGUGUA
This is a messenger RNA of Stegastes partitus (bicolor damselfish), 8641 nucleotides long. It is a transcript of the gene arhgef11, whose product is annotated as Rho guanine nucleotide exchange factor (GEF) 11. The record is from RefSeq and is a predicted model, not a curated record. The transcript has 41 exons. Gene Ontology annotation, molecular function: guanyl-nucleotide exchange factor activity; G protein-coupled receptor binding. Bases 1702 to 6015 code for a protein of 1437 amino acids. Gene Ontology annotation, biological process: intracellular signal transduction; G protein-coupled receptor signaling pathway. Lineage: Eukaryota; Metazoa; Chordata; Actinopteri; Pomacentridae. Gene Ontology annotation, cellular component: cytoplasm.